Molecule: messenger RNA, 2381 nt
Organism: Cyclopterus lumpus (lumpfish)
Lineage: Eukaryota; Metazoa; Chordata; Actinopteri; Perciformes; Cyclopteridae
Gene: idua
Product: alpha-L-iduronidase
Exons: 14
Coding region: 159-2081 (640 amino acids)
Biological process (GO): carbohydrate metabolic process
Molecular function (GO): L-iduronidase activity
Source: RefSeq, a predicted model, not a curated record
UGCGACAGACCCCUCGCCCCAGGAGCGUUUGUUCAGUGGAUUAUGUGAAAAGCCUCCUUUUCGUUUAUUCACAUAACGUACAAUGUGGAAGUCAUAUUGGGAUUAACUUGACCCCUCGUUACUAACUUCACGACAUGUGUUUGGCCAAUUAAGCCCCGAUGCAAUGCGCAGUCGCAGACAUGCAGUGGAAAACUUGUUCUCUUUUAGCUUUACUUCUUAACAUUACCAGCACUUUAGCAACUUCAUACGUCAUCGCAGUUGAUGUGGAGAGACCAGUAGGAGGUCUUAAACAGUUCUGGAGGAGCACUGGUUUCUGUCCCCCGCUCCCUCACACCCAGGCCUCCCAGUUUGACCUGAGCAUAGACCAGCAGCUGAACCUGGCCUAUGUGGGCUCAGUCCCCCAUGGAGGGAUCCAGCAGGUCCGGAUACACUGGAUGUUGGAGUUGGUUACUGCACGAGAUAUUGGAGGGCAACCCCAGUACGACUUCACUAAACUAGACCAGCUGAUAGAACUCUUGUGGAUUAAUGGACUCCGACCAGGUUUUGAACUGAUGGGCAGUGUGUCUAACUAUUUCACUGACUUUGAGGACAAAUCACAAGUGGUCAAGUGGAGAAAUCUGGUUUAUCUGAUGGCGAAGAGGUACAUCGGCAAGUACGGCCUGGGAAGCGUCUCUCAGUGGAACUUUGAAACAUGGAAUGAGCCCAACAACCACGACUUUGAUAAUGUCAGCGUGUCAAUUCAAGGCUUUCUAAACUACUAUGAUGCUUGUUCGGAGGGCCUGCGUGCUGCCAGCAGCCUCCUGAGGUUUGGGGGUCCAGGAGACUCCUGUCAUUCUCCCCCACACUCCCCGUACUGCUGGGCCAUGCUGCAGCACUGCUACAACGGCACCAAUUACUUCACUGGAGAGACAGGGGUCCGGAUCGAUUACAUCGCCCUGCACAAAAAGGGAGGAGGCUACUCCUUGCCCAUCCUCCAGCAGGAGAUCCAGACAGUGGGGGAGAUCCGAAAGCGUUUCCCCCGUUUCAGCAGCCUCCCUGUUUACAAUGAUGAGGCAGACCCACUGGUGGGCUGGUCCAGGCCUCAGGAGUGGAGGGCUGAUGUAACCUACGCUGCGAUGGUGGUGAAGGUGAUAAACCAGCACCAGGAUCUGCUGCUGGCUGACCCAAACUGCACCAUCAACUACACCCUGCUCAGCAACGACAACGCCUUCCUCAGCUACCACCCACACCCCUUCACCCAGCGCACGCUGACGGCCCGCUUCCAGGUCAACAACACCGAGCCACCUCACGUCCAGCUGAUCAGGAAGCCUGUCCUCGCUGUCAUGGGCCUGCUGGCUUUGCUAGGAGAGACCCAGAUCCUGGCUCAGGUUUUGAGCUCAGCAGGAAGCAACAACAGCACGGUGGGCGUUAUGGCCAGCAGCCAUAAACCUGUAAUACCAGGAGGCUCAGACAGCUGGCAGGCAGCAUUGAUGAUCUACAACAGUGACGACAACAGCACCUCCACUAACACUGAUGACGUCACCAUUUCACUAAAAGGAUUGGCUGUGCAGAAGGGUCUCAUGUAUAUCACGUAUUACAUUGACAACAACGUAACCAACCCAUACCAGCUGUGGCAGAGCAUGGGCAGCCCCGACUACCCAACAGCAGAACAGUUCAGACGCCUCAGGAGUGUGCAGGACCCUCACGGUAAAGGACCCUGGGAACUUCCUGCAGCGGACACUCUGACUCUAAAAGCCAAACUGUCUGUGCCGUCCGUCCUCCUCGUCCAUGUUUGUGCCCGGCCCAAAGUGGAGCCAGACCAGAUCAAUGGAUUACACUUCAUCCGGAUCACGAAAGGCCAAGUCCUGAUUAUCUGGUCAGACCACUGUGUCGAUUCCAAAUGCAUUAAGACAUUUGAAGUGGAGUUCUCCACAGACCACAGGGAGUUCAGCCGAAUUAAUACUCCAAACACCAUCUUUACUUCUUAUGUUUAUUCACCAGUGGACCAGGAGGUCUGCGGCUGGUACAGAGUCCGGGCUGUGGACUACUGGGGAAGGCCCGGCCAGUACUCGCUGCCAGAGAGGUACUCAGGGGAGCACUAGACCAAUAUCAAGUCUGGUAGCAUUCAUAUUAUGUUUGUAAAUACUUUUGUACUAUGUAAAUACAUGUUAUAGAGACCAAUGUGCUGAUUAUAUAUAAUAGACAUUAUGGACAAUUUCUGGUCUGCCCACUCUCAUUAUAAGCAUAUAUGUGUUAUUCAUCUGAUCUAAUUCACAGUAAUACAGGCAUCCCCGGUUUUUAUAGUGUAUAGUUGUGGUUGCAAUUUAAAAGACUUUGAGAUUGUCAGAUAAAAGUGAUUAAAUACAAGUAUCAUCUCAAAUAAAUAAAUUUCUGAAGCAGUA